UGGGGACGGGGCUCCCAGCAGCAGGCUGCCCCGGGGGCGGAGGGGCGGGGCCCGAUGCGGCCUUAUUUCUUCGAGAGUCCGCAUCGCCAGCUCCAAGCCUGGGCCAGUCCAGCGCCUCGCGAGCCCGCCACAUCAAUGCAGCCCCGCCAGCAACCGCUGUCCGAGCCUGGGCCCCGGGGCCCGCGCCCCGUGGCCCCGCUGCUCGCAUUGCUGCUGUUGCUCGCCCUCCAGAGGACGGGGGCGGCGCCGGCCCGGCCUGGGGAGUCCGAAAAGCCCGAGGAUUACGAGAAGGUUUACGAGAGGGCUUACGAGGAUUACGAUUACGCGUUGCCCUUGGAUUUCGAGUUGCCCUCUUGGUUCUCGAACUUGAAGAUCCCGGGCGGACCCCUGCUGCCGGACGGGAUCCUGCGCCAGGGGGCGCUUGCUGCGGUGCAUUUCCUCAACUUCCGCGAGGGUUCUCCCAGCGACCUGCAAAUGCUGUCCACGGUGUACAGGGCCAGCGUGUGGGAGACUCCGGAGAAGGAACAUCACGUUGAUGUGGCGUUCACAACAGAGCGCUUUAAACCAGAGGAUGAUAAGGAGAAGCCUUUGGGUGAGUGCGCUGCUCGGGUGAUUUUCAGGAAGGGGAAGCCCAGACCGGCUGUCAACAUCUACUGUGAAGGGCUCACAGAGAAGAACAAAAGACAGCAAGAGGAUUACCUGCUUUACAAACACCUGAAGCAGCUUAAGCCCCUCUUGGGUGUAGUCCGCAUACCUGACCGUCACGGAUACAUCGAUCCCUCUCUGAGACCCUUGUGGGAUCUGGCCGCCCUUGGCAGUUCUUACGUGAUGUGGGACAAGACAACGAGUGUUUUACGAUACUCCCUGGUACAGCUCACCAGUGUGAAGCAAUGGAAAACAGAUGGUGAAAUUGACUUUGAUUAUACUGUUCAGCUCCACGAAUUCUCAACACAGGAAAUCAUCCCCUGCCGUAUUCACCUGGUCUGGUACCCUGGCAAACCGCUCAAGGUGAAGUACCACUGCCAGGACACACCGGGCCAAGGCUCUGAAAUUGAGGAAGGAUCUGGUGUGGUACUGACGGAGCUUAUUAAUUAAUGAGGAAAAAAACCCCUGCUUAUCCCAAAUUCUAAACAAAAUGACUGUAGCCUAAAUCAUUAUUUUAGUAAAAUAGCUAAGGUAUAAGGCAUUCCAAUAAUUCGGGGGAGAUUGUGAUACUCAAAAAUGAAAAGAUGUUGAGGUUUUUAAAAGCUAAUAAAUGUAUUUCAAUGAAAGUGAACUGUAAGAAAAAUGUUAUCUGUUUAAAAGGAAUUUUACUAUUAUGAUUUCAAGCGAAGUAUUCUUUUAUAACUCAAUAGCUACUUUAAAAUAAAUGUUUACAUCUCUAAA
Molecule: messenger RNA, 1386 nt
Organism: Phyllostomus hastatus (greater spear-nosed bat)
Lineage: Eukaryota; Metazoa; Chordata; Mammalia; Chiroptera; Phyllostomidae
Gene: RARRES1
Product: retinoic acid receptor responder 1
Exons: 6
Coding region: 55-1095 (346 amino acids)
Molecular function (GO): metalloendopeptidase inhibitor activity
Source: RefSeq, a predicted model, not a curated record